Molecule: messenger RNA, 3606 nt
Organism: Hypomesus transpacificus
Lineage: Eukaryota; Metazoa; Chordata; Actinopteri; Osmeriformes; Osmeridae
Gene: kcnh8
Product: potassium voltage-gated channel, subfamily H (eag-related), member 8
Exons: 15
Coding region: 1-3063 (1020 amino acids)
Biological process (GO): regulation of membrane potential; potassium ion transmembrane transport
Cellular component (GO): membrane
Molecular function (GO): voltage-gated potassium channel activity
Source: RefSeq, a predicted model, not a curated record
AUGCCUGUGAUGAAGGGAUUAUUAGCUCCACAGAACACCUUUCUGGACACUAUAGCCACAAGGUUUGACGGCACACACAGCAACUUCAUCCUGGCCAAUGCCCAGGUGUCGCAAGGGUUCCCUAUCGUCUACUGCUCCGAUGGCUUCUGUGAGCUCACGAGCUUCUCCCGUGCCGAGGUCAUGCAGAAGAGCUGCGCCUGCAAGUUCCUGUACGGCCCCGAGAGCAGCGAGGGCGUCAUCCUCAGCAUCGACGACGCGCUGGAGGAACGGAAGGAGUUCAAGGACGAGAUCAUGUUUUACUCCAAGACAGGGGUGCUGUUCUGGUGUCUGCUGGACAUCGUUCCAAUUAAGAACGAGAAAGGAGACGUGGUUCUCUUCCUGGCCUCCUUUAAGGAUAUCACAGACACCAAAGGCAGAAGAUCCAUCCCAGAGGAGAAGAAAGAAGAGCGCAGGCCGGGCAAGAUAAAGACUGGCUCCCCGUUCAGUUCGGCUCGUCUGAGAAGCAGCACGGUGCUGUACCACAUCUCGGGACACCUUCACAGCAGGGAGAAGAAGAAGAGCAAAAUCAAGAUCAACAAGAAUGUGUUCGGGGACCCCCCCGCCCUGCCGGAGUACAAAGUAGCGGAUGCCAAGAAGUCCAAGUUCAUCCUGCUCCACUUCAGUACCUUCAAGGCGGGCUGGGAUUGGCUGAUCCUGCUGGCCACCUUUUAUGUCGCCGUGACGGUGCCCUACAACGUGUGUUUCAUCGGGGACGACGAUCUGACCCGCAGCACCACCGUCAGCGACAUCGCCGUGGAGAUACUCUUCAUCAUCGACAUUGUGUUCAGUUUCCGCACGACCUACGUGAGCAAGUCGGGUCAGGUGAUCUUCGAUGCACGGCUGAUCUGCAUCCACUACAUGACCACCUGGUUCAUCAUCGACCUGGUGGCCGCGCUGCCCUUUGACCUCCUCUACGCAUUCAAAGUCAGCGUGGUGUCCGUGGUGCACUUGCUGAAGACGGUGCGUCUGCUGCGCCUGCUGCGCCUGCUGCAGAAGAUGGACCGCUACUCCCAGCACAGCACGGUGGUCCUGACUCUGCUCAUGUCCAUGUUCGCCCUGCUGGCCCACUGGAUGGCCUGCAUCUGGUACGUCAUCGGCAAGAAGGAGAUGGAGGCCAACGCCUACUCCUGGGACAUCGGCUGGCUCCAUGAGCUGGGGAAGCGUCUGGAGUCUCCGUACGACGCCCUGGAGAUGGGGAACGGGACGGGGGCCAGCGGGCCCUCCCUGAGGAGCGUUUACAUCGCCUCGCUCUACUUCACCCUGUCCAGCCUCACCAGCGUGGGCUUUGGCAACGUCUCCGCCAACACCGACGCUGAGAAGAUCUUCUCCAUCUGCACCAUGCUCAUCGGAGCUUUGAUGCAUGCCCUGGUGUUUGGUAACGUGACAGCCAUCAUCCAGCGAAUGUACUCGCGCUGGUCCCAGUACCACACCCGCACCAAAGACCUCAAGGACUUCAUCCGUGUCCAUCACCUGCCCCAGAGUCUCAAACAGCGAAUGCUCGAAUACUUCCAGACCACGUGGUCUGUGAACAACGGCAUUGACUCGAACGAGCUGCUGAAGGACUUUCCUGACGAGCUGCGCUCCGACAUCACCAUGCACCUGAACAAGGAGAUCCUGGAGCUGUCGCUGUUUGCCUCAGCCAGCAGGGGGUGCCUGCGCUCGCUGUCCCUCCACAUCAAGACCACCUUCUGCGCCCCGGGGGAGUACCUGCUGAGGCAGGGAGACGCCCUGCAGGCCAUCUUCUUCGUCUGCUCCGGGUCCAUGGAGGUGCUGAAGGACGGCAUGGUGCUGGCCAUCCUGGAAGGUCAGGCUGACAUUGAUUGUGUGGAGAAAGGUAGAAGUCAACAGCGUUGUCACACCAACUCAAACCCUGUCCCUGCCACAACAACCGGAGGGAGAGGAAACGGGAUUCAAGGCUAUCCAUCCAUCAUCGAACGCACGGAGCAGGAGGAAGGUGAGGUCGUGUGUGUGUCUCCGUCACCGGAGCGCGACCGGGGGGUGGCCCCCAGGGACGGGUCCAGCUGCAAGCCCCCGGCGGGCCAGGACAAGCAGGACAGCCGAGCGGAGCAACAGAGCAGCGGGAGAUCCAAGAGGAAGAUCAAGAUCCAUCAGACAGCCCUCACCAUGCUGGACCCGUCUAACCUCAGCCCCAGGGUAGUGGAUGGUACAGAGGACAGUGAUGGAGCUGAGACCUCCCCAGCUUUCUCCUUCUCCCCCAGUCGAGGGCGUCUGGUCAGCUGUCCUGACAACACCCCAGCCCCAGCCCCAGCCUCAGCCCCAGCCCCAGCCCCAGCCUCAGCCUCAGCCUCAGCCUCAGCCACAGACAUUCUGCAGAUCAGCACUGCAGAGUUAGCAGCCAAGGCGGAGGAGACCAGGGCACGACUACAACACCUUGACCAGGAGGUGACCUCUCUGGGGAAGGAGGUAGCGGACCUGGGGCGCUUGAUGAAGGGCAUGGCCCACCUGAUGGAGUCGCUCCUGUCGACGCCCCCUCCCCCUUCAGUCUGCCCCACCCACUUCCCCCCCAGACACCCCGCCUGCCUGCCGCACCCAAGCCCCCCUCAGUCUAGCCCCUCCCCCUCUCAGACUGCGCCCCGCUGGAUGGACACGGCCAUCGCCUCUCCUGUCACGCUCGCCCAGCGGCAUCUCGAGAUACGACACGCAAACACUGACUCAGCCGUCCAGCCUAGACCACCGGAGAUCCAGCUGAGGUACUCCUGUCCCGGCCCGGCCCCGGGACCCCGCUCACCCCCCUUCCUCCCGUACAGCCCCCUCCAGCCGGCCCUGUCCUCCUCCUCCCUCACGGACACCUCCACGGAGCCCCUGUUGCCCCCCUCGCCCCUCGCCUUCCCUGGGACCCGCCUCUACAGGAUGGGGGACGCUAGCUGCAGGUCACGGGCGCACAGUCUGGAGACCCCUCCUCCACCUCCGCAGGAAAGGACACGCGGGGGCGUUUCUGCCCUCCUCCACAGCUCUGGGAGUCUGCCUCGACCCGGCGGGAGGUACCUGUACAGGGAUUUGUAGCAGACUGUUGUGGAGCGGACUCUAUUGUGGACUCAUGUGGACUAAUGGGUGGCCUGGCUAAGUAUCUGUAGACAGCUACAGACUGGACAGAUAACCAGGUUCCAGUAUCAGCAGUGUAACUGUGACAGGAACGAACAGAGAUCUUCUAUAGCAACUUCUCAUUUCCUUUGGUUUCCAAGGCACGUUUUUUUUAUAUAUAAAACAAUAUAAAAUAGCAUGGGGGAAAGUAAAAGAUGCUGCAGCACUCUUUCAGGUGCUGUAGUAAUGUUAGAUUUACAUUGUAGAGAUGUUAGGAUAUAUCGGGUUGUACUGUAGAUGCACGAUGGGUAGCAGAAUGAUGGUGGCUAUGACCCCCACCCCGCCACCCCCCCCACUACCUCCUUCUCCCCCAGGCCCAUAGGAGAAGAACAGCAGGACGACGGCGUUAUUGAGGACAGUGGGAUUGAAGGAGAGUAGAGCUGGGCUGGAGGAGAAAAGGAUGGAGGAGGUGGAGGGGGUUCUUUCCUGCUCCUUGCCCACGGCUCGUUUCAGGUUGGCUGGGUU